This is a messenger RNA of Coregonus sp. 'balchen', 13632 nucleotides long. The record is from the annotation of a GenBank genome assembly. NCBI's taxonomy places the organism in Eukaryota, Metazoa, Chordata, Actinopteri, Salmoniformes, Salmonidae.
AUGAAUGAACAACGUAAUUGAAGCUUAAUAAAAAUUACAGUUUCAUAUUUCAAUAAUAUUUCUCCGUUGACUCAUUUCAGAUUAGUGAUCAUAGAUUAGUCAAACGCUCGUAGAGUUGAAUUAGAGGAUCCCAGUAGCUCUCAGUCUGACAGUGUGUAUGCCUGCACGAGAGAGACAGAAACAUAGAGUGUGUAUACUUUAGGUUACAGAGGAUGUUGUUUGACCUUGAGUCUGGCAGUGGCACUUCUAGAACGAUGCUGCCGGAGACUGUUUGUAGCUGAUUUACUUCAAGCUCCAGUGAAAGUCAGGCACUUUACAUUCACAGUUCAUCUCUUAUUCUUGUAGCUUACAACCAAAAGGUGAUGUAGCUACCUCCUUAGAGUCAUGUACAGUAGAUGUUUUGCUCCAGUGAAUCAGCAAUGACUCACCAAAAACUCUUGGUCCUAUAUUAUCAAUUCUUAGCAUAUUCUUUAUUGAUUAAUUCUCAGUAAGUAAGUCCAUCUGUCCCAACCAGCCUGACUCCCGUCUGACCCUCUCUCUCUCUCUCUCUCCCCCAGGAGAUCUGCUGCGGUCGGGUAAGAUCUCCGGACACACUGUGAACGGAGGCUGGACAUCCUGGAGCUCCUGGUCUCAGUGCAGUAGAGACUGCAGCCGAGGGAUACGUAGCCGUAAACGGUCCUGUACCUCCCCUGAACCACGCCACGGGGGACAGACCUGCCUGGGACCUGCUCAGGAGUACCAGGAGUGUAACGUCACACCUUGCCCAGGUGAGAUAGAGAGAUGCAUACCCCUGAACACACACACACACACACACACACACACACACACCUGAUCAUACACACACACACCUAAACAUACACACACACACCUAAACAUAUACACACACACACACACACACACAAAACAUGACUGUGUUCAUGGCGAGAUACACCUACACCUACACACACAACCCUAUAAAACAGGUGAUAACUUAAGAAAGCUUCAGUGAAAGAAAUAGAUUAAUCUUUCUAAUUUUUGCCAUGAAUGAUAUAGGACAUCCAUGUCAUGAAUAAAGAAAUAUCCUCAUCAUGAGUAUAAUAACAUAACACAUCAGGAGGCGUGAAGAACACCCCAAUUUACAGCUAGAUUCAGAGACAUAAUCCCCACAGCAUCUUAGACUGUAAUUACAUUUCAGGGCAAUUAUACCGCUAGCUACAGAGAGCCGUGUGUGUGUGUGUGUGUGGCUGCCUGAGUGUGUGCAUGAACAUUUGCUUGCGCUCUUGCAUGCAUUUGUUUGUGAGUUUGUGUGUGUGUGUCUCAUAUUCUGUUGUGAAAAGCCAAAGACAACGCGUCUGUUUCUCCAGUGUUCUACCUGAAGGGGAAAGGAAAGGAUGCAUUUUAAUUAAAUGAGUGUUCAUAGUGCCGGAAGGUAAUGUGCUGUCUAAAUGGAAAUCCUCCUGUUUAGCUUCUUAAAGAGAACACCUGGCAUCAAACACACACACAAACACACGCACACACACACACACACACACACACACACACACACCAGACACACACAUACAACCAGGAGUUUGUUUCAAAUCAUUAAUAAUCAUCAGGCUGUUUUGAAAGGAGUGCUACGUUAGCAUCUCGCUAACAGCCCAGCCCGUGUCUAGAGACCGCCCUCAACAACGGCUAUCCAUCAUCAUAUGUACUUUAAAGACCAGCCGCACAACACAGAGCCAAAGCUGUGAUUUUAGCUGUUUAUUUAUUAACUGGAGAGUACCUGUCUGUCUCGUCAUGAGGCUAUGAAUGGGGUCUGUCUCAUCAUGAGGUUAUGAAUGGGGUCUGUCUCGUCAUGAGGCUAUGAAUGGAAUCUGUCUCGUCAUGAGGUUAUGAAUGGGGUCUGUCUCGUCAUGAGGCUAUGAAUGGGGUCUGUCUCGUCAUGAGGCUAUGAAUGGGGUCUGUCUCGUCAUGAGGCUAUGAAUGGGGUAUGUCUCGUCAUGAGGUUAUGAAUGGGGUCUGUCUCGUCAUGAGGUUAUGAAUGGGGUCUGUCUCGUCAUGAGGUUAUGAAUGGGGUCUGUCUCGUCAUGAGGCUAUGAAUGGGGUCUGUCUCGUCAUGAGGCUAUGAAUGGGGUCUGUCUCGUCAUGAGGCUAUUAAUGGGGUCUGUCUCGUCAUGAGGCUAUGAAUGGGGUCUGUCUCAUCAUGAGGUUAUGAAUGGGGUCUGUCUCAUCAUGAGGCUAUUAAUGGGGUCUGUCUCGUCAUGAGGUUAUGAAUGGGGUCUGUCUCGUCAUGAGGUUAUGAAUGGGGUCUGUCUCGUCAUGAGGCUAUGAAUGGAAUCUGUCUCGUCAUGAGGUUAUGAAUGGGGUCUGUCUCGUCAUGAGGCUAUGAAUGGGGUCUGUCUCGUCAUGAGGCUAUGAAUGGGGUCUGUCUCGUCAUGAUCCAUCAUCCCAGUUACCUUGACGGUUUGGCCGCUAAUGCUAGCUAGCUCUUAGCUUUGCCCUCAAACACUCACUAACCUGGAGUGAACUGUGGGGUUAUUUCAGGAUAAGACACCACAGCCUUCAAAGCAUUUUUCAAAGGGUUCUCAAAAGGUUUUCAAUUUUCAGUGCUGUAUGCUGGUGUAUUCUACAUUUUGAUUCAGAUUAAAUUGACAGCCCUUAGAAAUGUCAUCAAGGAUGGAAUGCUGUUUGUAAAGAUUUCAAAUUCAACUUUACUAUAGACAUCUCUAAGCUAACUAACCAAACAUGCAGCUAUUCUGAGGGCCUGAAAUGCAAGAGCAGCAAUCACCACCCAGGUCUAUUGAUGUAGACAGUGGAGGCUUAUUAAGUCACCUGAGUCAAAGAGAUUUCACUGGAAAGCUGCGACUUUGUAUUGCGUGAAUAAUCAUGAAUAGUAAUUCAGUUAAAUUAGUACUCAUCUGUGGGGAUUGACAUAAUCCAUCCGGAGAGAGCGAGAGAGAGGAGCGAGAGAAAGGGAGGGAGAGAGGGAGGCAGGGAGUGAGCAAGAGAGCGAGAGAGGGAGGGAGGGAGAGAGAGAGAGAGAGUGGAGGGAAAGAGAGAGAGCGUUAGAGGGGAGAGAGCGAGAGAGAGCCAAGGGAGGAGUGAGACAGAUAGAGAUAAGAGAGAGAGAGAGAGAUAUCUUCGCUCUCUCUCGCGUCUCCCGACUCCCUCGUAGCGUCUCUCCGCUCUCGCUCUCUCGCUCUCUACUCUCUAUCUCAUCUCUCUUCUCGUUCUCUCGUCACGGAGUCUCCUCUCUCUCACUGCAUAGAAAUAAAAGUUGUUAUGUCUGACAUCCGUCUGGUUUUGAAACAAAUGAAUCUUUCCUGGUUUUCCGCGGCGGCCGGUCGAGAUGAGACUAUCCGUCAUGCGCAGGCAGGAAUCGACUAAUGUGUCAGUUUACGAUAGAGAAAUUACACAGAGAUUACAAAAACCAGGGCGAACUUCAAUUACCACACAGCUGUUUAAAAACAAUUCUGAAAUGGUCCUGAAAAUAGACUAUUCUCAUCAGUCAAAAGAUUUUGUUCCCAGUGAUUGCUGAGAGACCCUCAUUUUUUGGGGAGGUUCUUGGACAAAGACAGAACAGCACAAUGAGAGUUUUUUCUUAUCCUGACAUGUCGUUUGAGACGUUACAGUUCUUGGACAAAGACAGAACAGCACAAUGAGAGUUUUUUUCUUAUCCUGACAUGUCGUUUAGACGUUACAGUUCUUGGACAAAGACAGAACAGCACAAUGAGAGUUUGUACUUGCCCUGUUGCCGAGACGUUACAGUAUUCUGAAAGGUUGUGUUCGAUUUUCUGUUUGGUCUCUUGUUUGAUUCCUGGUGGCGUUUUAUGUUACCAUGUUUAAACUGGUUUUAAUAAGCAUGAGGACGUCUGUGUGUCUGUGUGUGCGUGUGCGUGUGCGUGUGUGUAUCUAUUUCAGAUGUGACAGCUAGCAGGAUUUGUUUAAUCCAGCUGCUAAAACAACCCCCUUCUGACCCCCCACCCCCCCCCCCCCCACCCCAUCCUACACCCUCCCUCCAUACUCUCCUGUCCUCCCUCCUCCCUCCCAUCUCCUUUCCUCCCCCCCUCCUCCCCCUCCUCCCCUCUCCUCCCCUCCUCUCCUGUGGGUGUGUGGGUAAAAUCACUGGAAGAAAAAAAAGCCAUAUUACAACCUUUGAGUUGUGGUAAUUGCGUUGUGUGCUUCUAUAACCUGUUAGUUUAUAUGCCUUGACACCGUGAUAUAUAGGCCUAAGGCCGAGGCAAUAAGGAGACAGUGGCAGAAUAAAUUCAACCACACCUUUGUUUCAUCACAAAACCGGAGAGCAACCUCUGUCCGGUGAAGUCCACAAAGCAUAUUGCAUGUAACAAACAUUUAUACAACCUACAGUGUGGUCAAGCAAGUUAAUGUUUCCGACCUUUUCGGACCACUAAACUAUAGAUUUAGAACCAUGGAGAGUUACCGCAAGUCGCAAAGAAAACAGGACCUGCCUCCACUAUUCCAGCACCAUUUCAACUUCAACAUUUCAACAUCAUCAAAUCACCUAUGCUUAGUCUAAUACAACAACAACUAAAAGAUACCAAAAACUAUUUAGUCCAAUCAACGUAAGCUAAAUAUGCUGUGGCUGUCCAUGGUUCUGAUUUCUGGUUGUGUGUGCGCAUUCUUGCAAGUAGAAAAACAUGUUGACUCACCCUACUUGUAGAGAAACGCCAAUGCCAUCCUCCUCUCUUUCAUGUUGACAGAAUGGUCUAUCACUCUGUCAUACAGUACACGCUUUAAUUUUUGUUGUUGUCCUAGGCUACCUGGCUAAAAUGAUUGCUCGCUAGCCUAACUUCCUUUCAUGGGCAACGUUAGCUAGUUAACAUUGACCUUCUACAUCUACAGUGGGGAGAACAAGUAUUUGAUACACUGCCAGUUUUGCAGGUUUUCCUACUUACAAAGCAUGUAGAGGUCUGUAAUUUUUAUCAUAGGUACACUUCAACUGUGAGAGACGGAAUCUAAAACAAAAAUCCAGAAAAUCACAUUGUAUGAUUUUUAAGUAAUUAAUUUGCAUUUUAUUGCAUGACAUAAGUAUUUGAUACAUCAGAAAAGCAGAACUUAAUAUUUGGUACAGAAACCUUUGUUUGCAAUUACAGAGAUCAUACGUUUCCUGUAGGUCUUGACCAGGUUUGCACACACUGCAGCAGGGAUUUUGGCCCACUCCUCCAUACAGACCUUCUCCAGAUCCUUCAGGUUUCGGGGCUGUCGCUGGGCAAUACAGACUUUCAGCUCCCUCCAAAGAUUUUCUAUUGGGUUCAGGUCUGGAGACUGGCUAGGCCACUCCAGGACCUUGAGAUGCUCCUUACGGAGCCACUCCUUAGUUGGCUGUGUGUUUCGGGUCAUUGUCAUGCUGGAAGACCCAACCACGACCCAUCUUCAAUGCUCUUACUGAGGGAAGGAGGUUGUUGGCCAAGAUCUUGCGAUACAUGGCCCCAUCCAUCCUCCCCUCAAUACGGUGCAGUCGUCCUGUCCCCUUUGCAGAAAAGCAUCCCCAAAGAAUUAUGUUUCCACCUCCAUGCUUCACAGUUGGGAUAUUGUUCUUGGGGUUGUACUCAUCCUUCUUCUUCCUCCAAACACGGCGAGUGGAGUUUAGACCAAAAAGCUCUAUUUUUGUCUCAUCAGACCACAUGACCUUCUCCCAUUCCUCCUCUGGAUCAUCCAGAUGGUCAUUGGCAAACUUCAGACGGGCCUGGACAUGCGCUGGCUUGAGCAGGGGGACCUUGCGUGCGCUGCAGGAUUUUAAUCCAUGACGGCGUAGUGUGUUACUAAUGGUUUUCUUUGAGACUGUGGUCCCAGCUCUCUUCAGGUCAUUGACCAGGUCCUGCCGUGUAGUUCUGGGCUGAUCCCUCACCUUCCUCAUGAUCAUUGAUUCCCCACGAGGUGAGAUCUUGCAUGGAGCCCCAGACCGAGGGUGAUUGACCGUCAUCUUGAACUUCUUCCAUUUUCUAAUAAUUGCGCCAACAGUUGUUGCCUUCUCACCAAGCUGCUUGCCUAUUGUCCUGUAGCCCAUCCCGGCCUUGUGCAGGUCUACAAUUGUAUCCCUGAUGUCCUUACACAGCUCUCUGGUCUUGGCCAUUGUGGAGAGGUUGGAGUCUGUUUGAUUGAGUGUGUGGACAGGUGUCUUUUAUACAGGUAACAAGUUCAAACAGGUGCAGUUAAUACAGGUAAUGAGUGGAGAACAGGAGGGCUUCUUAAAGAAAAACUAACAGGUCUGUGAGAGCCGGAAUUCUUACUGGUUGGUAGGUGAUCAAAUACUUAUGUCAUGCAAUAAAAUGCAAAUUAAUUACUUAAAAAUCAUACAAUGUGAUUUUCUGGAUUUUUGUUUUAGAUUCCGUCUCUCACAGUUGAAGUGUACCUAUGAUAAAAAUUACAGACCUCUACAUGCUUUGUAAGUAGGAAAACCUGCAAAAUCGGCAGUGUAUCAAAUACUUGUUCUCCCCACUGUAGCUACAUAUUGAACUUCCAUCGUCUCAAGCCAUGGGCACAAUGUAUGAAUUAAUGGUUGGAUCAGAAUUGCCGUUAUAACCAUUGUCCAGUAAGGAGAAUUAAGUAAAACCACAAGUCCAAAUCCCUAUCUCCAUCCAUGGCUAAUUUAGGAAAGGGACGAUUUUAGCUAGCUAGCUAGCCACCGGAGGACAACAACACAACGAGAUGCAACAAUUCAAGUUGUUUCUGUCAAUGAUGUAUGCUCUCAAUGCGAUUUUAUAGGAGUGACAGCAAAUACAAACUGGCUUCCCUUGACACUUGUUUUUGGUGCGCCAGGACCAUUCACUGUUGAGCUCACUCAGUUUAGCUCAACGCUGAUUGGCUAUUAUUAGAUUUUUUUUUUAUCAAGGGAGGCCAAAUGCUCGCUGGCUUCCCUUGCAUUCAAUACUAUGGGCGGCAACAAUGUCAUACUCUUUUUGACCACACAGCAUCAGAUAGAUGGCCUACACAUACAGAGACAGAGGGGCGCUGUUUCGCUUGCUCUGAUGCUUUCUCCGGUGACAUACAUUCAGCCACUUGCAAAUUGAAAGAAAAUUCUGAAACACAGAGUGACUAAAAAAAGUAUUUAUAUACAGUACCAGUCAAAAGUUUGGACACACCUACUCAUUCCAGGAUUUUCUUUAUUUUUGCGAUUUUCUACAUUGUAGAAUGAUAGUGAAGCCAUCAAAACUAUGAAAUAACACAUAUGGAAUCAUUUCAGUAACCAAAAAGGUGUUAAACAAAUAAAAAUAAAAAAAUUUAUUUGAGAUUCUUCAAAAGUAGCCACCCUUUGUCUUGAUGAUAGCUCUCCACACUCUUGGCAUUCUCUCAACCAGCUUCACCUGGAAUGCUUUUCCAACAGUCUUGAAGGAGUUCCCACAUAUGCUAAGCACUUGUUGGCUGCUUUUCCUUCACUCUGCGGUCCAACUCAUUCCAAACCAUCUCAACUGAGUUGAGGUCGGGUGAGUAGGUGUGUCCAAACUUUUGACUGGUACUGUAUAUAUAUAUAUUUGUUUUUUAUUUUCUUGGUAAAUUUUUGGGGAAGCCUGAAUUCCCUUGGCAACCAUGAACACACGCCACUUACAGGAAAACACACACACAUGGGUACACAUACACACUUACGUAGAUAUACACACAUGCAUACACCACUCUUUUGUUCUCUACAACACAUGUCUCCCUCUCUCUCCUCCUGUGUAGUGGACGGUAGCUGGUCGUGCUGGUCUGGCUGGUCUAAGUGUUCAGUGACGUGUGGAGGGGGACACUAUAUGAGGACGCGGACCUGCAACAACCCCCCACCAGCCUACGGAGGAGAUAUCUGUCUGGGACUACACACUGAGGAGGCUCUCUGUAACAUACAAUCAUGUCCAGGUACACACACAAACACACACACACACGCAGACUACACACUGAGGAGGCUCUCUGUAACACAUAACCAUGUCCAAGUACACACACACACCACUCUCACACACACACAUCACAUGCCACCUGUUUUCUUUUCUGUCUGUCUACUAGUUCUCCUGACAACUAGUUCUCCUGACAACUAGUUCUCCUGUCUACUAGUCCUCCUGACAACUAGUGCUCCUGACAACUCAUCAUUGCCAGUUGUUUUUUUCUCUCUGUCUGUUAGAAACACACUUUACUGCCAUUCAACGUUCAUAAGAAUGUGUCUCUUGUGUACACAGCAGUCCAGUUAAUAGUAUGGUUAUGUUUUGUCUCCAGAGAGUUGGUCUAACUGGUCCCAGUGGUCCCAGUGUGACAGUUCUGGCUCCCAGCUGCGUGUUCGACACUGUGACGUCCUGUUCCCUACUGGAAACCAAUGUUCAGGAAACCACACUGAGACCAGGACCUGCCCACCUGACUCCAACUUUAUACCGGGUAAUAGAAUACACACACACAUACAAACAAAUGCACACAUUUAUGCAUGAAUACACAGCCCAAAUAGUAUUGAAGUGUGUCCAGACAGGGAUCUCCCUUAUGGACAGGGUGUAAUGUGAGAUGCACCAGAACAUUGAUUUCUACUAAACCACUGGAUAAGUAGACCUCUUACUCUCUCUCUGAGUUCUGAGAGGCUCAAUCAAACACACACACACACACCUUGAUGUCUUCCACCUUGACGUCUUACACCUUGACGUCUUACACCUUGAUGUCUUACACCUUGACGUCUUACACCUUGACGUCUUCCACGUUGAUGUCUUCCACGUUGAUGUCUUCCACAUAGUAUCAAUUGACACUUUGAACUAACUAACACUUAGCAACCCAUAGAUAAUAAAACAUUAGAACUUCUUCAAAACUGUCUCAUCCUUCCCUUUGUAAUGUAUGACAGUAGUCUAUACUAGGGGAUAAGUGUACUCCAGUGUUAUGACAGUAGUCUAUACUAGGGGAUAAGUGUACUCCAGUGUUAUGACAGUAGUCUAUACUAGGGGAUAAGUGUGAGUUCACUUUAUUUUUCUGAAACACCAGUGUGUGUCUAGCUCCUUAUCACUAAUCUGUUUUAAUGGUAAUGGUAAUGGUAAUGGUAAUGGUAAUGGUAAUGAAAUGGGAAUGGUAAUGAGUUUGCCACUCCAUUACAUUUUACAUUUUAGUCAUUUAGCAGACGCUCUUAUCCAGAGCGACUUACAGUUAGUGAGUGUAUACAUUUUCAUACUGGCCCCCCUUGAUGUGUGUCCAGAAAGGGAUCUCCCUUAUUGACCGGGUCAUUAGAAGAGUUGUGUACUUAAUUUCCCUUAAUGCGGCCUGAUACACUACUUAUCAUUCGCUACUUAUCAUUCGCUACUUAUCAUUCGCUACUUAUCAUUCGCUACUUAUCAUUCGCUACUUAUCAUAAGCCUCUUCAGGUGCCUAGUGAUGGGCUUUAUCAUCCUCUGGUUCAGUCUCAAUAUAAUGCUCACACACUUUCCUCAUAUCUAUCCUGUUUUUCAGGGUAACAAGUCUGUGCUUCUGUUCAUCAUCUCUUCUUCUCUUCUCUUUUAAAGAAGUCUCUAUCGCACGUUCGAGUCAGGAGGAGAGAAGAUGCGGAGGUAUGAGUGCGUAUGUGUUUAAUGUGCUGGUGUGAUAAUGUAGUCCAAUAAUGUGGUGUAAUAAUGCAGUGUGAUAAUGUAGUGCAAUAAUUUAGUGUGAUAGUGUGAUACUGUAGUGUGAUGGUGUGAUAAUGUAUUGUGAUAAUGCAGUGUAAUAGUGUGAUAAUGUGGUGUGAGUGCUGUGUGUUGGUGUAAUACUGUAGCGUGAUAGUGUGAUAAUGUAGUGUGAUAGUACUGUGUGUUGGUGCGAUAAUGUAGUGUGAUAGUGUGAUAAUGUAGCGUGCUAUUGUGAUAAUGCAAUGUGAUAAUGUUGUGUGAUAAUGUAGUGUGAUAGUGCUGUGUGUUGGUGUGAUAACGUACUGUGAUAAUGCUGUUCAAUAAUGUAGUGUGACAUUGUGGUAAUGUGGUGUGAUAAUGUAGUGUGAUAAUGUAAUGUGAUAGUGUGAUAAUGUGGUGUUAUAUUAUAAUGUGAUAGUGUGGUAAUGUAGUGUGAUAUUGUGGUGUAACAAUGUAAUGUGAUAGUGUGAUAAUGUAGUGUGAUAUUUCAUGUACUGUGUAGAUAUAUUUUUUUGGUAUCAAUUUAUGAGCUCAUUCACAGUUACGAAUGUGACACCAGUCUUUGUGCAGACUGUUCAUUUUUACCCCCAAAAUGUGUUACAUACAUUUUUUAUCAUUUAAAGCAUUCUCUCUUUUUCCCUUCUUCAGAUUUCAACCUGUUCCAUAUGAUCGCUGUCGGCCUGAGUAGUUCUAUCCUGGGAUGUUUGGUCACCUUACUGGUGUACACCUACUGCCAGCGCUACCAGCAGCAGUCUCACGAAGCUACGGUCAUCCACCCCAUCUCAGCAACACCACUCAACACCUCCAUCACCAACCACAUCAACAAACUGGACAAAUACGACUCCGUGGAAGCCAUUAAGGUUUGUAUACUAGCGCACUCUGUGGCCGUCUAGGAUCUUCCAGGCUCGCCUACUGUACUAUAGACCAGCCCAGGGUCUAUAGUACUGUAAACCCCUGGGCUGGUCUAUAGUACUGUAAACUCCUGGGCUGGUCUAUAGUACUGUAAACCCCUGGGCUGGUCUAUAGUACUGUAAACCCCUGGGCUGUUCUAUAAUACUGUAAACUCCUGGGCUGGUCUAUAGUACUGUAAACCCCUGGGCUGGUGUAUAGUACUGUAAACCCCUGGGCUGGUCUAUAGUACUGUAAACCCCUGGGCUGGUCUAUAGUACUGUAAACUCCUGGGCUGGUCUAUAGUACUGUAAACCCCUGGGCUGGUGUAUAUUACUGUAAACCCCUGGGCUGGUCUAUAGUACUGUAAACCCCUGGGCUGGUCUAUAGUACUGUAAACCUGUGGGCUAGUCUAUUGUAGCCCUGGGCUGGUCUAUAGUACUGUAAACCCCUGGGCUGGUCUAUAGUACCCCUGGGCUGGUCCACAGUACUGUAAACCCCAUGGCUGGUAUAUAGUACUGUAAACCCCUGGGCUGGUCUAUAGUACUGUAUACCCCUGGGCUGGUUUAUAGUACUGUAAACCCCUGAGCUGGUCUAUAGUACUGUAAACCCCUGGGCUGGUCUAUAGUACUGUAAACCUGUGGGCUAGUCUAUUGUAGCCCUGGGCUGGUCUAUAGUACUGUAAACCCCUGGGCUGGUCUAGAGUACUGUAAACCCCUGGGCUGGUCUAUAGUACCCCUGGGCUGGUCCAUAGUACUGUAAACCCCUGGGCUGGUCUAUAGUACCCCAUGGCUGGUAUAUAGUACUGUAAACCCCUGGGCUGGUCUAUAGUACUGUAUACCCCUGGGCUGGUCUAUAGUACUGUAAACCCCUGAGCUGGUCUAUAGUACUGUAAACCCCUGGGCUGGUCUAUAGUACUGUAAACCCCUGGGCUGGUCUAUAGUACUGUAAACCCCUGGGCUGGUCUAUAGUACUGUAAACCCCUGGGCUGGUCCAUAGUACUGUAAACCCCUGGGCUGGUCUAUAGUACUGUAAACCCCUGGGCUGGUCUAUAGUACUGUAAACCCCUGGGCUGGUCUAUAGUACCCCUGGGCUGGUCCAUAGUACUGUAAACCCCUGGGCUGAUCUAUAGUACUGUAAACCCCUGGGCUGGUCUAUAGUACUGUAAACCCCUGGGCUGGUCUAUAGUACUGUAAACCCCUGGCUGGUCUAUAGUACCCCUGGGCGGGUCCAUAGUACUGUAAAACCCCUGGGCUGGUCCCAUAGUACUGUAAACCCCUGGGCUUGGUCUAUAGUACUGUAAAGACCUUGGGCCUGGUCCAUAGUACUGUAAAUCCCUGUGCUGGUCUAUAGUACUGUAAACCCCUGGGCUGGUCUAUAGUACCCCUGGGCUUGGCCAUGUACUGUAGAACCCCUGGGCUGGUCUAAUAACCCAUGGGCUGGUCCAUAGUACGUACCCCUGGGCUUGGUCCAUAGUACUGUAAACCCCUGGGCUGGUCUAUAGUACUCGUCAACCCCUGGGCUGGGCUAUAGUACCCCUGGGCUGGUCUAUAUAGCACGGUAAACCCCUGGGCUGGUCUAAUAGUACUGUAACCCCUGGGCUGUCUAUAUAUACUGUAAACCCCUGGGCUGGUCUAUAGUACUGUAAACCCCUGGGCUGGUCUAUAGUGCUGUAAACCCCUGGGCUGAUCUAUAGUACCCCUGGGCUGGUCUAUAGUACUGUAAACCCCUGGGCUGGUGUAUAGUACUGUAAACCCCUGGGCUGGUGUAUAGUACUGUAAACCUGUGGGCUAGUCUAUUGUAGCCCUGGGCUGGUCUAUAGUACUGUAAACCCCUGGGCUGGUCUAUAGUACUGUAAACCCCUGGGCUGGUCUAUAGUGCUGUAAACCCCUGGGCUGGUCUAUAGUACCCCUGGGCUGGUCCAUAGUACUGUAAACCCCUGGGCUGGUCUAUAGUACUGUAAACCCCUGGGCUGGUCUAUAGUACUGUAAACCCCUGGGCUGGUCUAUAGUACUGUAAACCCCUGGGCUGGUGUAUAGUACUGUAAACCCCUGGGCUGGUCUAUAGUACUGUAAACCCCUGGGCUGGUCUAUAGUACUGUAAACCCCUGGGCUGGUGUAUAGUACUGUAGCUCUUCUGUACUUGUGUGUGUGUGUGGUCCUGCGUCUACUCUGUGUGACUGCACUGUUCUGUUUAUAUAGCCAUUUAGACGUACACUGCUUUCUCAUAAGUUACUAACAAAAUACAUCACAAUGUACAUACUGUAGGUGACAAAUAUGGGGUGAGUAGGUUCCAGGUCUUUGUCUUCAAUAACAGUAGGAACAUCCUGGUUUAAAUAAAUAACACAUCAAUAAUAUUAGUUAUAUUUUCUCUGACCACAUUUCUGUUGACACAAGGCUUGGUUUGGAAAGUCAGUAGGUUAAGAAGUAUAUUUUAUACGAGUUACCUUAUCGAGUUAGCCUAUCGAGUGUGGACAGAGAGCUAGCUUUCAGAAGAGUAUCCAUCUUCUAUAAAUUACUGAACAGACACACCGUCUAAAGUGAAUGUAUUCUCUGGUGCACAACUAAUGUCUUGGAAUGCAGUUUUCAUAGCAGAAUAAAGAUUUGAGUAGUGUCCAUCUAUCAUGUAAUUAGUGUCUGGUGUGUGAGUAGAAUCCAGUUUGCAGCUAUGGCUAGAGGAUAGUAUGAAUAUGGACAAUGCUUGUUUGGCUAAAGUGAAAACUCCAAAAGAGCCAUUUGAAAAAUUAAUCUAGUCUUUAUUUUCUAAGGAGUAUUCUGCCUCAGUGUUGACUCUUGUUUAAUGGCUGGGUUGUACUGUUGAAUAUACAUAUUUUAAAAGUGAAAUGAAUGAUUCUGUAAUUGUAUUAUGUAAUGUAGGAGAAAGACGAGCACCUGGCACUAUAGUUCCUAAAGCUUUGUUCUUUGUGUUUGAUUAAAAAAUAACAUCUUCAUAAUUUAGGUGAGCUCUGAAAGAUGAGUGCCAUUGAGACAAAGGCAGUGAGUGUAGCUGAAAGAUUGUCCCUUUUGAAUGACGCAGUAGUGUGUCCAACCUUAUGGAUGAGCAUGUGGUCCCCUGGGUAACAGUAGAACUUAGUCAUCCAUUGUGGCUCCAGUGAGGAUGACUGUUACCCGUUCCUCUCCUCCCGCAGCCCGAUGUGUCCGUACUCUUGACCCUGGACGACCCCGGCAUGCGCCAGCCUCUGUCUGCUAACAUGGGCGUGUCCAUG